Molecule: messenger RNA, 1264 nt
Organism: Canis lupus familiaris (dog)
Lineage: Eukaryota; Metazoa; Chordata; Mammalia; Carnivora; Canidae
Exons: 3
Coding region: 1-879 (292 amino acids)
Source: RefSeq, a predicted model, not a curated record
AUGCCCCCAAGCAGCCAGCGGCCAGCAAGCACCCUCACGGGAGCGCCCUCUCCCCAACACAGGGGUCCCUCUGUGCGCCCCCGCCCCGACCCCGGGCAGCAGGAAACCAGGCUGCGGACUUGCACGGACACGGACACACGGACGGAGACGGACGCGGAAUGGCCCGCCGGGCCCGGGGGCGGGGCGCCCGCUGACCACGCCCCGCCCCGGAAGUGGGGACGGCGUCCGCUUCCCCUUCCGGCCGGCGCGCCCGGGGCCGCGGGGUGCUGCUCGCGGGGUGCCCUCCGCCCGCCCCCCGUGUCCUCCCCGCUCUGUAGCAACGACUUCCUUCGGCGCCUUCGCCGCCUCCGUCUGCACCCCGGACCUGGCUGCCGGGGUUCCUGCGACCCUGCCGACCCGGAGGUCACGGCAAGCCUGGGGAAGCUGGCUCGGCUUCCAAGUGCGUGUGUCCCCCGCCCACCCCUUGUCCCCUGGGCCCUCACACACCGCACUAAAACCCUGAAGAUCAUAGUCACGCUGCCGGAGAGCCAAGGAGUCCACCCUCGCCCACAAGGUAACCGCUGUCACCGAAGGACCUUCGGGCCGCUCUUCCUUCCGGCUGAGCCUCUCCCUCUUCAGCGGCCUGUGGGUUACCCUGAGGCGCUACCUUCCCAUCUGGGAUGGUGGAGGACGGAGGACUCCAGACUGCGGGGAGCUGCCCAGGGCGCACCGCCUUCUCCACAAGCCAUCCUGCGUACUCCCUUCUGCAAGGCGGGGAGGCAGGGCUUCCAGGAGCCGCUCCACAGAUACUCACAUUUCCAAGAACUACGUCUGGAGUGGGCUUGGGGAAAGGCCCAGCGUGGGCAGAGUGGGCUGCUCGGCGUACCAUGUGCUGUGUGACAUUGGCUCCCACCGCCAGCCCGAGCCCCGCGUUGCCUGUGUCACCUGCCGAGAAGAGGAGACUCGAGUGCCUCAUGAGACGUCACUGUGACAGAACAGGUCCUUGCUCUCAGUCCCAAACAUGGGGAUUAACGGGGUGUGUCUGCACAUGAUGGAGCACACUGGGGCCAGUGGGGCCAGGGAAGAGACCAGGUGCACAGGACGGCAGCCUUUAUUAACAGGGCUCGGCAUCUUCCUGCCUCAUCUGUGAAACUACUUAUUUUUUGAACUUUUUCCUCUUCAGAGCCUUCCAUUCACCUUCCUGAGUGGCCAGACUGUUAAAAAGCUGUUUCACUUUUCGCUUUCUUUCCGCAUCCCUUAAAAAAAAUAAAUCAUUUUUACAUUA